CGGUCGCUACGUAAACCGUACAAGUUCGUCCCGGUAGUUGAGCGGAACAUCUGAUCAGGGCUCAUGCCUAGCCGGCAUGACUUCCGAAUCCGUCAAAGUUGCCGUGCGCGUUCGUCCGUUCAACGCAAGGGAGAAAGAACGCAAUGCAAAGCUCGUAGUGGAAAUGGAGCAGAACAUGACGAUAAUACGAGAUCCAGACAAUGAAGGCGCUGAACCUAAGAAGUUUGCUUUUGAUUAUUCCUAUUGGUAUGUGUCGGUUUGUGUUGCUGUUGUUUUUUGUUCGCGUGAUGAUAUUGUGGUUGUGGUAUGGAGGUCUCAUGACGGAUUCCAUACUGAUGAGAACGGAGUGUUUAUGCCUGUCACUGCAAAGUAUGCCGACCAGAGCCGUGUGUUUAAGGAUCUCGGUCAGGGUGUGUUGGACAACGCUUUUCAAGGUUUCAACUGCUCUCUGUUUGCAUAUGGUCAAACAGGGUCUGGCAAGUCAUACUCAAUGGUUGGCUAUGGUGCAAACAAGGGAAUAGUGCCAAUGACUUGUGAUGAGUUGUUCAAGACUAUUGAGGCAAACAAACCUACGUCAUCAACAAAAAAUGCAGUUACAUUUAGCAUGUUGGAAAUCUACAACGAGCAGGUGCGGGAUCUCCUCAAUAAAACCUGUCCUAAAGGAGGCCUUCAAGUACGUCAAAAUCCUAAACUGGGACUGUUCUAUGUCCAAGAUCUCAAGAGAGUUCCUGUUGGAAGCUACAGGGAAAUUGAGAAAAGAAUGGAGGAAGGCACUGCAAACAGAACUGUAGCUUCUACCAACAUGAAUGCAACGAGCAGCCGUGCACACACUGUUGUUACAAUCAUGUUUGACCAGAUUGUGAAGAACGAAGCUGGACAGGAAACGAAGAAGAGCAGCAUGAUUAAUCUCGUUGACUUGGCAGGGAGCGAACGAGCUGAUAGUACGGGUGCGACAGGUGAUCGUUUGAAAGAAGGUGCAAACAUCAACAAAAGUUUGUCGUCACUUGGAAAUGUUAUAUCUGCAUUAGCUGAAGAAGCUGCUGGAAAGAAGAAAGUUCUUGUUCCGUACAGAGACUCCAUCUUAACAAAGCUUUUGAAAAAUGCUUUAGGAGGAAACAGCAAAACUGUUAUGAUUGCAGCGUUAUCACCUGCUGACAUCAACUAUGAUGAAACAUUAGGAACACUGCGUUAUGCUGAUCGUGCAAAGAAGAUUAAGACUAGGGCUGUUGUGAACGAGAGUCCGCUGGACAGACUGAUACGUGAACUACGGGCAGAAAACGACAAGCUAAAGAGACAGUUGGAUGGUGGAACUUUGGUAAUGGCUACCGGCAUAGAUGCAAAAGAACGUGAGCGCUUGCGAAGAGAGUUGGAGGAGGAGUUGAAAGCGCAGCUUGCUGCAAAUCAGUACAUGCUAGGCGACUUGUCAGAGAGUCAUGAUGAGAAGCUGAGGCAAACAAGAAUAGAAUACGAUGCUAAGCAACUGGAGGUAUUAAAUCAACAAAAGCAGCGAGAGUCACAACCCCAUCUGGUUAAUCUGAAUGAAGACCCGAUGCUGUCAGGAGUAGUGGUUCACAUCUUAAAUGAAGGAGAGAUGACAGUUGGCAGAAGGAAUGCUGAUCCUCCUCCGAAUCUAGCACUGUCUGGCCUUAACAUUCAGAAGAUGCAUGCAGUGAUUACAGUAAUGGGUAUGGAGGUUACAAUACGGCCAUGCAGGGAUGCCAAGACUGUGGUCAAUGGACGUCCACUAACGGGAGAACGUGUGCUGGAACACAAGGAUAGAGUUUUGUUUGGAUCUGGUAAUCACAUGUAUGUGUUCAUGAAUCCAAAGAACACCAGUCAGGUAGAUGAAAAUGUUCCUGAUGAGAUUACAUGGGAGUUUGCUCAGAAGGAAAUUGCAGAAGCCAAGGGCUUUCAGACAAAAGUGUCAACAGGCUUGCCAAGAGACCAACAAAUAGCACAAGAACAAGUCAUUGAACUGUUGCCACUUGUCAGCCAAGUGAAUGCCAUAAGUGAAGAAUUGAACAAACAUAAGGCGUUCGAAGUAAUCAUCUUAUCAGCGGCAGCACAAGAAGGCAAAGGAACAAAGCCUAAAGUGAUGGUCAAAAUGAAAAACCUUAUGAACAGCAACGUGUGGCUUUGGGACGUAGGAAAGUUUAUGAACAGACGAUUCCUUAUUCAAGAUAUGUAUGAAAAGUUUCUGGAUAAUCCUGAAGAAAUGGCUGCUAUUAAACGAGAAGAAGAUCCUUUCUGGGAGCCAAUUGAAGACAUCUUGAUUGGAACAGCUAAUGUGUUUUUACAGAACUUGUCAUUUGCACUGGAUUUCGAUGACAUAGUUGCUGUGCGAGACUACAAGGGACAACAAGAGGGCACGUUGGUUGUUGCUGUAACACCAACAAAUCAGUCAGGAAAGGCACUGCUAGAUGAAGAAGCAUUUGUUGAAAAUUCGUCUGAGCUUAUUGGAAAACCGUUUCAUUUUAAGAUAUUCAUUCGUUGUGCAGAGAUUGAGAAGCCUCGAUUUUCCAGAGGCAUUCGGUGUUCGUACUUUAUUCGAGGGCGACCCGAAUCUAUUCAAACAGAACUAGUGAAGGACACGUUGACUCCAGAAUUUAAUCAUUCACAUUUGGUCACAAUUGAUACUAUGGAUACCAACACUUUGGAGUACUUUGAAUCAGGAUGUAUUACAUUUUCUGUGUAUGGCCUUCAAGAAGACACGCUGCCUGACCAACGACUGGCGAAAAUGACAACAAAGGAAUUGCGAAAAAUGGAGCAUCUGCAAGCAGGAAGUUCCAUGUCUCCGAUGAUUUCUCGUCGUGUAUCGAAUGUCCAAGGUGAUCCUAACCACGAUGAGCUGCUGUCUCAGUUGAAGACCGAGAAUCAGACUCUACAACUGAAAUGUGAACGUCUGCAGAAAAAAGAAAAACGAAUCAUGGAUCUAUUGCAACAGUGGGAGGAGAAAUCUCCUGAAGAUCAAGACUUUCACAGUUUUUAUCGUACAAUCUAUGCAGCCAUUCACGGUGGAUCACGGUUCAAGCUCAGAGCCAAGCUGUUGAAACAGAUGGUAUCUGCCAGUAAACAAGUAAGGUUGAAGUCUACUUCAAGUACUUCAAGUACCACUGGGGCGGACACGGAUCAUGCAAACGCAAGCAAUGGUCAAAACGUAGAACAACACGUUGAGGGAAGUAAGACUUGUACAGUUCAAUGA
Molecule: messenger RNA, 3202 nt
Organism: Corticium candelabrum
Lineage: Eukaryota; Metazoa; Porifera; Homoscleromorpha; Homosclerophorida; Plakinidae
Product: kinesin-like protein KIF28
Exons: 27
Coding region: 77-3202 (1041 amino acids)
Biological process (GO): microtubule-based movement
Molecular function (GO): ATP binding; microtubule motor activity; microtubule binding
Source: RefSeq, a predicted model, not a curated record